UAUGUACUAUUAAUAUAUUUGCACUAAAUUGACUUAGAUUAUUCUAGAGAGUUUUGUUUACUUAUUGACACCUGUGACCUAGAUUGUUCCAGACCUCAUGUUAUUUUUAGUAGAAAUAUUACGUAAUGGUUGCAUCAUUGUCUUUCAAGAUGGUACUAGAAAAUUCAUUCCUAUUAUAUAUACACUGCGAUUCUUAUGAUAAAAAAAACUCUGGUUAGACACUUUUUAUGCCUUCUGGAUUAUUAUACUGGGAACUAUGAUUUUGGAAUUACUAUUUUUGUGUGCGUGAUUCUCUUCGGAUUUAUUGUUCAACUACCGUAUGUUCAUUGAUUCUCCAGCAUUACUUCUUACCACAUUAUUGGAUACACAAAACGUCAGUGGAGAAAUAUAUCAAUCAGUCAAAAGCUUAAAGGAUCAGUGGAGAAACAGCUCAAAUAGUCAGUCGAUAGGGUUCGUGGAUACAUAGCUUAAAAGGGCUUCAAAUGAUCAGUGGAUACAUAGGAAAGGAGUCUAUAACCACAAUAAUGGAUACAUGACUUCAUUACUGGGUUUACGACCACAACACAUCAACAGAUAUACCACCAUAUCAACGGAUAUACCACCACAUCAACUGAUAUACCACCACAUCAACAGAUAUACCACCACAUCAACGGAUAUACCACCACAUCAACAGAUCUACCACUACAUCAACGGAUAUACCACCACAUCAACGGAUCUACCACCAAAUCAACAUAUCUACCACUACAUCAACGGAUAUACCACCACAUCAACGGAUCUACCACCAUAUCAACGGAUAUACCACCACAUCAACGGAUAUACCACCACAUCAACAGAUCUACCACUACAUCAACGGAUAUACCACCACAUCAAGAGAUAUACCACCAUAUCAACGGAUAUACCACCAUAUCAACGGAUAUACCACAUCAACGGAUAUACCACAUCAACGGAUAUACCACCAUAUCAACGGAUAUACCACCAUAUCAACGGAUAUACCACCACAUCAACGGAUCUACCACCACUUCAACAAAUCUACACUAUAUCAACGGACCUACUGCCACAUCUAUGAAUCUACCAAUACAUCAACAGAUCUACGAAAACAUCACGGACCUACCACCGCAUCAACUAAAGUACAUAUGUACCACCACAUCAACGGAUGUAUCACCACAUCAACGGAUUUACGACCAUAUCAACGACUCUACACCACAUCAACGGAUCUACCACCAAGUCAAUUAAUCUACACCACAUCAACGGAUCUUCUAUCAUAUCAACCAAUUUACGAUCACAAUGGAUCAACCACCACAUAAACCAAUCUGAUUAAAAUAAGAAUUUUGAUCCGCUCUGUUAUUGUUAUGUCGCUACACGAUAACGAAGCGGAUCAAAGAUGUUAUUAAAUUAGAUUGCCACAUCAACAUAUAUAUAACCAUCGAAUGGAUCUAUGAAAUCUAUCAAGGAUCACACUUUGUAAAAUAUAUUGAAAUGAAUUGAAAUUCACUAAA
Molecule: messenger RNA, 1496 nt
Organism: Ostrea edulis (European flat oyster)
Lineage: Eukaryota; Metazoa; Mollusca; Bivalvia; Ostreida; Ostreidae
Exons: 2
Coding region: 533-1066 (177 amino acids)
Source: RefSeq, a predicted model, not a curated record